AUGCUUGGAUUGCGCUGUAUUGUUUUCUAUUGUGAUUGGCACGACAUCACUCCAGAUCGAGGUGUGAGAACAGAUGCAUUUGGUGUUACAUCAGUAAAUACGAGACGAAAGCUGCAAUAUUAUGAUCCUUUCAUUCUUGCUUCUCAGGCCGAUCAGGUUUGUUAUAUCAAGUACCCCCGGGUAAGGAACAGAGAUGAUCCAUGGGUUACUGUUACCAGACUCAACCCGAGAGGCCGAGUUCAGGGGAGUUCUAAGCUGGAAGACCCACUACAACCAAUCACAUCCAGUAACUUAAGUGCAGCAGAAGAUGUAGCAGGAGUUGGCCUUCGUCGUGGUCGUGGUGGUACGGGGAGCGGCUCCAUUUCGGGUUCCGCAUCGCCCCACAGCUCUUACCAUACAUCUCCCUCUCCAUUUCCCUCUCAUUCUCCUUCCGCUCCCGGUGUGGUACCCACUCCUGCUCCUGCUCUCGCUCCUGCUCAUCCGGCACUUCUGAGAGCUGCGGAGUUUGUUCGACAGCCGGGUCGUGACCAUCUUCCAUAUCUCACUCAGUAUCCAUGUGGACGGGGUCAGACAUGGUUGGACCGAUCCGGGAACGGGAUCAGCGGAUGGAUCAACCGUAUGAUGUACUCAGCCCUCGACAAUGGACAUCCGACUUUCACCGACUUCCCUCUCGAGAAGCAGCAUAUGUGGUUUCAACAGUUUGCGCAAGAAUUCAACUGGAAUGCCGAUGAUACGUUGUUUAUCUAUUACCACUUCGUCCAUAAAGUUAUGGACAACUAUGGGAAGCAGAUCCACUCGUGGAAGAAGAAGUGGGAAAUAAACAAGAUUCCAAAGGGGAUGGACCCCGACGUCUGGCGGGAGUUGGGUGUGCAUUGGAGUAAGAACGAAGUGAGAGCAACUUCUUCCACCAACUCCACCAACCGCAAGAGUGACCGUAAGGGGAAGGGCAUGUACAUCCAUAACUUGGGUGCUCAAUCUUUGGCCAGUCUGGGGGAUCGCUUGGCGGAAGAAAAUGAGGGGGAGCCGGUUGAUCAUCUCACCCUAAUAAAGACGGCGUAUACCAACAAGAAGACCGGCGAGAUUGAUGAUGGUGUUGUGAGGGAUGUGGUCACCCUCAUCGACAGUCAGAUGGAACAUGAAGUGUCUCAGCUUCAAACCGAGGAUGACGAUUCGACGGGAUCGACCGGCUUGCCUCGGGUUCGGAUCAACCAAAUCGUUGAAGCGUCGGUUCCAAAGAAGAAGGGCCGUUUGUUCGGUUUGGCUCGUCGGUCCAACUCGGUUCCGUCUGCUUCUGCACCACUGUCCUUUGUUGAUCAAGAAGUCCUUCUGAGUCAGAUGAGGGACAAGGAUGCUCGCAUAUCUGCGCUGGAGUCCAUGGUGGCAAGUCAAGAGGCGGGCUGGGAGGCACAGAGGAAGCUGAACGAGCAAAUGAUGGCGAUGAUGAGGAGCAUGAACCCGAACGCCAACGUGGACCUCCCGACCAUGCCAGACACGAACGUCCAAAACCCGUAG
This is a messenger RNA of Raphanus sativus (radish), 1512 nucleotides long. RefSeq lists its product as uncharacterized. The record is from RefSeq and is a predicted model, not a curated record. The transcript is spliced from 8 exons. NCBI's taxonomy places the organism in Eukaryota, Viridiplantae, Streptophyta, Magnoliopsida, Brassicales, Brassicaceae. The coding region runs from base 1 to 1512 and encodes 503 amino acids.